AUGGAACUUCACCACUGGAAAGUAGAAGAGCAACGGAGACUAGACGAGGUGCGACUAGCUGAGGAAGAAGCAUUAGCAAUUGCAGAGAAAGAAAAAGCAAAAUGCAUGGCAGCUAUUGAGAAAGCUGAAGCAGCUCAGAGAAUAGCUGAACUUGAAGCACAGAAGAGAAUCAAUGCUGAGAUGAAAGCACUCAGAGAAGCAGAGGAGAAGAAGAUGGUGUUGGAUAAGCUAGCACUAAGUGAUGUAAGAUAUCAUAAAUACUCGAUAGGGGUGAUAGAAGCAGCAACAGAGUAUUUUUCAGAAACUCGCAAAAUUGGGGAAGGCGGAUAUGGACCAGUCUAUAAAUGUUAUCUAGAUCAUACACAAGUUGCAGUUAAGGUUCUACGUUCUGAUGCAGCUCAAGGAAAAUCACAGUUUCAGCAAGAGAUUGAAGUUCUAAGUUGCAUUCGGCAUCCAAACAUGGUUCUCCUCCUCGGAGCAUGCCCCGAGUAUGGUUGCCUAGUAUAUGAAUACAUGGCCAAUGGGAGCUUAGAUGAUCGUCUCUUUCGGCGAGGAAACACUCCAGUGCUACCUUGGCAACUCAGGUUCCGAAUUGCUGCAGAAAUCGGCACAGGACUCCUUUUCCUCCACCAGGCCAAGCCAGAACCACUAGUACACAGAGACCUGAAGCCAGGCAACAUUUUGCUUGACCGCAACUUUGUAAGCAAGAUCAGUGAUGUUGGCUUAGCUAGGCUUGUCCCUCCCUCAGUUGCUGACUCUGUUACACAAUAUCGCAUGACAUCAGCAGCCGGAACUUUCUGUUACAUAGACCCUGAAUAUCAGCAAACAGGCAUGCUCGGUAAAAAGUCUGACGUUUACUCACUUGGAGUUAUGCUGCUUCAAAUAAUAACAGCCAAGUCCCCAAUGGGUCUGACUCAUCAUGUUGAGAUGGCCAUUGAGAGGGGGACUUUCGUUGAGACGCUCGAUCCAGAAGUUCCUGAUUGGCCAGUAGAAGAGGCCUUGAAAUUUGCCAAGCUGGCACUUAGGUGCACAGAAUUGAGGCGUAGAGAAAGACCAGAACUUGGCAAUGUGGUAUUACCUGAGCUAAACAGGUUGAGAGCACUAGCAGAAGAAACAUGUCAGUAUCCCAGUGACUAUCAAUCCAAAGACCUCGCCAAGUCAGUCCCAGUUUAA
This is a messenger RNA of Fraxinus pennsylvanica, 1173 nucleotides long. The record is from the annotation of a GenBank genome assembly. Lineage: Eukaryota; Viridiplantae; Streptophyta; Magnoliopsida; Lamiales; Oleaceae.